AGAUUUGGAUUUUUAUUAAUCGUUUGCUUUAAAAAUAGAUCAAUGUUGUGAAUUUUCUUUAUUACGUUCCAUUCAUUUUUACGUAGAUGUGAAUUUUCAUUGACGGCUGUCAUAUAUAUAUAAAUAGAAUCGAGUCAUUCAGUCUAAAAUUUCAUGUAAACUAGUGAAAGAAAAAAUUGUGAGAAUAAAAUUUUACUUAUUUGAAAAAAAGUAAUUGGCCCUUAACAUGGCAAUUAAAACAAACAAUACGAAACGGUUCUAUCAAACUCUGGCUUAUAUAUCAAAACUUUUGUACCCAGCAUAUCCCUGCUAUUUCUUUCCGUCUUUUUUGUUAAUUCAGACUUACAAUAAAUUGGUGGCAUUGAAGAAAAAUCCAAAGUUCCGAGUUAUUGCAUUACCGAAUAAAUAUUAUGCCACUCUAACGAAAAGAAGUGAGCCAUUUUUAAGCGAUCAUUUUUGUUUUGUAUCUGAUGAAACAUUCGAUAAAUAUGAUUUGCAUGCUAAACAAAAUUGGUUGAAUGUUGUAUUUGGAAGUAUCGAAAAUGUAUCAGAUCGCCGCACGAAACUAUCACCAGAUAUUGUAGAAACAAUUUUAGCAAAACCGAAUUCAUCGGUUUUGGUUCCAGUCGUUGCUGUUGAAAAAUGUCAAAAAAACUGCAUUUUCGUUAGUGAGAAUUUAUACCAUCAUUGGUGCCUGAAGAAUAAAAUUCGUGAUUCACAGCCACUAUUAGUUAAUUUACAAUACAUGAAUGAUAAACAAAGUCUACCGAAAUUGGCAAGUCGUGCAACCGUAUUUCUCAUCAAGAAUCCAUAUGAAAUUCCUUUGGAUAUCACUGAUGAAAUAAUUUCAAAUUUCUUCUCAACACCACGAGUUCUUUAUCGCAACCAUACAUACGAAAUUUCACUCGACGAACAACAAGUUGGAACAGCAUUGUAUUCGCAAUAUUUUCACAUUUUUAUGCCAUUGAAAAAAGUCUAUUUUCGAUGUAUUCAUUUGGAAUCUAGUGAAUGUCAAUUUGAAAAUUUUGCCGUCGUUGCGAAGGGAGCAACGACCUUACACCAAUCGACGAGCAUAAAUUAUCCGAUUCCCAGACAAUAUCUGGAUGAUUAUAGUUUUGUUAGUGCUUGUCCGUGGGGUUUGAUGCGUUAUUAUAACUACCUUAAAUCUUGCAUUCUACCAUUCGUUGGAACAAGCUUUUCUACAUCGUCAUCGAAUACUAGCAGCCCUUCAUCUUCAAGUCAGAUAUCGGACACAUCGAUUAAAUCUAUUUUUAAAAGUCGUAUUUUUCCAACUUUCCUCUUACAAGGUGAUAGGGGAUCCGGCAAAAAGAGACUGGUCAGUGUCCUAGCACGCAGUAUGGGAUUUCAAGAAUAUAGCGUUGAUUGUGCAGAAAUUAUAAAUUCAAUCCCAGCUCAGACUGAAGCAAAAUUGAAACUGGCUAUAGCCAAAGCAAGCGUUUGUGAACCAAUCAUCUUUACUUUGAACAAUUUUGAAUUGUUUGGAGUUGAUAGCGAUGGUCGUGAAGAUAUAAGAUCAUUUACGAUUUUUACUUCAGAACUGCGAAGAUUGUUCAACAAGGACCGAUUAUAUCCCGUAAUUUUGAUUGCUAUUGCAAAUGGCACGAUUGCAAAACCUAUAAUACAAAGCCACUUUUUGGAAACUAUAUCAAUAGAAGUCCCAACAAAGUUUGAACGAUUGAAUCAUUUACAAUGGCUAUUUCACAGAGAAAUUAUUAUGCAAGAAAUUUUCAAUGCUAAAGACAAUGUUAAUAUACCACUAUGGAAUGGUCGAACUAUGCAGGCAGCAAAAUAUCAUUUAUCUCGAAAUCGGUGUUGCGACGCAGAUAAUGAACUUUUAGAAUCAAUUUCUGAGAAAACACAGGGAUUUCAUUUUGCUGAUUUGAAAUUAUUAUUCGACAAUAGUACGGAGAACCUUCUUACCUGUCGUAAGCCAUACAGUCUUUUUCAAAAAGAUAAAUGUUUACAAGCCGAACAGUUUGAAAAAAUGCUGAACAUAAUGCAAAAUGAAUUUUCGGACAGUUUGGGUGCACCAAAAGUACCACGAGUACUUUGGUCAGAUAUCGGAGGCUUAAGUAAACUCAAAGAAGAAAUACAAAGUAGUAUCGGCCUCCCCUUGAAACAUGGACAUUUGAUGGGGAAAAAUUUGAGACGCUCCGGAGUGCUAUUAUUUGGGCCACCAGGUACGGGAAAAACUCUGGUCGCAAAAGCAGUGGCAACCGAAUGUAGUUUGAGCUUUCUUUCUGUGCAAGGUCCCGAAUUGCUUAAUAUGUAUGUUGGCCAGAGUGAACAAAACGUCAGAGAAGUAUUUAUGAGAGCGCGAUCGGCAGCGCCUUGUGUCAUCUUCCUAGAUGAAUUGGAUAGUCUGGCACCGAAUCGUGGGGCUGCCGGCGAUAGUGGUGGAGUCAUGGAUCGAGUUGUCAGUCAAUUACUUGCAGAAAUGGAUGAUAUGAUGGGAAAUAAUGACCAAAAACAAUUAUUCAUUUUGGCAGCAACUAAUCGACCCGAUUUGAUUGAUCCAGCAUUAUUGCGACCUGGUCGCUUUGAUAAACUUUUGUAUGUUGGGCCAUACAUAACAAGAGAAGAUAAAGCAGCUGUGCUAUCGUCUCAAAUGCAAAAAUUCAAACUUAAAGAUGGAUUGACAAUAAAUUCAAUAGCUGAACUUUUAAAACAGGACAUGACGGGCGCUGAUAUCUAUUCAAUUUGCUCGAAUGCUUGGUUGAAUGCCGUCAGACGAUGCAUAACAGCAUAUAAAACCGUUGAAGAUGAGAAGAAUAUUACAUUAACUGCUGAUGAUGUACAUGUCGGUUUAGAUGAUUUUCAUAAAGCAAUAUCCAAGUUUGUACCAUCGAUCAGCAAAAAAGAUAUGGAAUAUUUUAUGGGUCUCAAAUACACUCACACUAAAUAAGUUAUAUAUGCAUUUCAAAACGGUUUUUUAUGCACAAUUUUUUCAAAUGGUCUAUUGACAGCUGUCACAAGUGGGUGAAAAAUUAAUAAAUAUUUUUAAACCA
Molecule: messenger RNA, 3029 nt
Organism: Contarinia nasturtii (swede midge)
Lineage: Eukaryota; Metazoa; Arthropoda; Insecta; Diptera; Cecidomyiidae
Gene: Pex6
Product: peroxisome assembly factor 2
Exons: 4
Coding region: 227-2926 (899 amino acids)
Biological process (GO): protein import into peroxisome matrix
Cellular component (GO): cytosol; peroxisomal membrane
Molecular function (GO): ATP hydrolysis activity; ATP binding
Source: RefSeq, a predicted model, not a curated record